CCCGGCCCCGCGGACCCCCCCGACCCCCAGCCCAGCAAGGUGGAGCGCUUCCUGAAGCUGGGCUACACCCACAGAGACAUCCACCGCGUGCUGCAGAGCCUGAAGCCCGACGCCCAGACCAACGACAUCCUGGAGGAGCUCAUCAAGACGUCCCCCCGGGCCGCGGCCCAGGCCGCCUCCCUCCCCGCCCCGGCCCCCAGCUCCACCCCCCGGCUGGUGGCCCGCGGCUGCAGCCUCACGGACCCCGGCCCCCGGGCCCCCAGCCCCAGGAAGACCCCGGCCAAGGCGCAUCCGGGUAGCGGGUUCAGGCCGGUGGUCAUCGAUGGGAGCAACGUAGCCAUGAGCCAUGGCAACAAGAAGGUGUUUUCCUGCCGUGGGCUGCAGCUGGCGGUGAUGUGGUUCUGGGGGCGGGGCCUGCGUGACAUCACCGUGUUCGUCCCCUUGUGGCGCAAGGAGCAGCCGCGCCAAGACACUCCCAUCACAGACCAGCACAUCCUGGAGGAGCUGGAGAGCCGGAGGAUCCUGGUGUUCACGCCGUCGCGACGCGUCAGCGGGCGGCGUGUGGCGUGCUAUGACGACCGCUACAUCGUGCGUCUGGCCGUGGAGUCGGACGGCAUCAUCGUCUCCAACGACAACUACCGUGACCUGCAGACGGAGAGCCCGCAGUGGAAGAGGUUCAUCGAGGAGAGGCUGCUCAUGUACACCUUCGCCAACGACAAGUUCAUGCCCCCAGACGAUCCCCUGGGGCGUAGCGGUCCGACCAUCGACAGCUUCCUGCGAAACGCGCCCUGGGAACAGGAAGUCAAGCAGCAGCACUGCCCCUACGGUAAGAAGUGUACUUACGGGAGCAAAUGCAAGUUCUACCACCCUGAACGAGCCAACCAAUCACAGCUCUCGGUGGCUGACGAGCUGCGAGCCAUGGGCAGGCCGACGCCCAUCCACCAAACGCCCGCCCAGCUCGAGGUGGAACUCACCUCUCUGUACCCCCCCUCCUCUCCGGCGAGGAGAGACCACGCCCCCACCAGGGCCGGUCAGACCUGGGGCCCCCCGUCCUCCCUGGACCAGGCCCUCGGCUCCAUGGAGGGCUCUGUGUCGGAGCCGCGCCUCCGGUCCACCGACGGCCUCUCCAGCGGCUACUCCAGCGGCUACUCUGGGUCCUCUGGUUUCCACAGCGAACCCUGGGGGGGCGGGGUCUGGGGCAGCCUGCCUCUGGCCCCGCCCCCCAGGGGGAGCAGCAUGUCAGGGGGCGGGGUCACAGAGGAGAGGCGGACCCUGAGCAGUCAGCUGAGCGCCCUGUUCCCUCCUCGCACCGUCCAAGAGAUCAUGGACACCCACCCCCACGUGGCGGACAUGUCCCAGCUCAUCUCCCUCAUACAGAGGACCACCCCCCUGUCCUAGCCCUUCAGCUAGCUAGCCCUAGCUCUAUCUUAACUUAACCCCUAGCUCUAUCUUAACUUAACCCCAAACCCCUAGCUGUAUCCUAACCCUAACUUAACCCCAAAUCCUAGCUCUAUCCUAACCCUAACUCAACCCCAAACACUAGCUCUAUCUUAACCUAACUAUCCUAACCCUAACUUAACCCUGAAUCCCAGCUCUAACUUAACCUUUAACCCUAGCUCUAGCCCAACCAAGGGCUAUGUAUCCUUAAUGAGGAGCAUGCCAUGUUGAACCAGGGCCCUGUGUUUAUCUUCUCAGCAUUAAAGCUGUUCCUCGGGUCAGAGUUAAGACCUGACCAGGUUGUAAAUGUGCAAUGCACUUCUCUAUUGCUGGAUUGCCAGCGCUGACUAACAGCAUACUGUUGUGUCCCAGUUGCCUCAAAAUGAGGAAACUUAUUUUGUUAAGAUUUAUGGUUCCGAAGAGAACGUUUCCUUCCUCCUAGCUGUGAAUACCACCGUGCCUUUAUCUCAGACCGUGUUUUACAAUGUGUGGAAUAAAACUUUUUAUACCUGAUCAUGUGCUUUGCUUAUAGUUUUGUCCAAACAACUUAAACUAAACGUAACCUAGUUAGCUAAUUAAAGCUAAACCUAACCACACCUAACCUUGCUAACUUUAAACCUAAACUUAACCAAACCAAGCUAAUUGUAUACCUAAACUUAACCAAACCCUAGCCGACAGUAUACCUACACUUCACCAAGCACUUGUUAAACAUCUACCUUAACUUAGCAAAACCCUGGCUCACUGUACCACUCAACUUAACUAAACCCUAGCUAACUUUAAACCUAAAUUUAACCAAACCAAGCUAACUGUAUACCUAAACUUAACCAAACCUACAUAACGUUCUACAUAAACUUACCUUAACUUAGCAAAACCCUGGCUCACUGUACCACUCAACUUAACUAAACCCUAGCUGACUUUCUACCUAAACUUAACCAAACCAAGCUAACUGUAUUCCUUAACUUACUCAAAAAGCGUUUGCUUCCCUCUGCAUGCUGCUGGAAGCAGCUAUCUGUAGACUCGAUUAUCUCAUAUAUAUCCCAUAACACAUCUAAUGCGUCAUGGGAAUAUUCCCCAGGAUACAUCUUUUACCCAUUGAAAACGGCAGAUCAGAUCUGGAACAGCUCGGCAGAUUAACUGAAGUCCUGCAGGUGCCUCUCCGAUGAGUUCAAGAGAGCAAACCAAGCAGGUGGCGCCAUCUGGCGGCUGACAGAGCCUUCGGCUUCCAACACCAUUGAAGACUUUUCCAGAAUAGAUUUUUUUAAUUAUUUUUACAAAUAACUUAUCUGUUACAAAGACAGUUUUCCCAGCUAAAAUCAAAAAAAACACUUUAGAUAUCCAAAUAAUUUGUUUUUCCACGUAAUAAAACAAACUCCUGCUUAGAAACAGGAGUCCCACUUUGUACGAUUUCAGUUGGUUUUGUUUUAAGGCACUGAUUGGUGAGAGCGAAGACCCAGGCACUAAUGCACGGCUUUUUUUUUUUCACAAAAUGUGGGAAAACUUCACAAAAAUAAUCAUGACACAGUUUCUGGAACUGAUUGGCAAUAAGAAAACGUUUGAAAUCGUCACCAAGAAAGCAGACAGGAAGGAGGAAGCGACCUGAUAAAGAUGGCGGCCCCGGCGCGUCCGUAGUGUCAGGUGACGUCGACGCCCGGACCGCAGGAACACUUCAAAUAUUCGAACGUCCACGCUUUUAUUUUGAAAAACCGAUUCAGACGGUCUAAGGCGGUUUUGUAAAGUCCGGAGGAGGCCGAUGGCGCCCGAUGGGGUCAGCCAAUCGGGCGUCUCCCCCCCAAAGUCAGAGUGAUUCCGUGUGGCGAUGUCGUCCCGUCGCGACUCAAACCUUUAUUGAUUCAAACCUUUAUUCCAGUUGUCACAACAACGCACCGAGGUCAACUGAGGUCAACUGAGGUGAGCGAGGGGGGGCUGGCUUGAUGUUCGGUAAACAAGACCGAGGCCACACCCCUGGACCCGGGGGCGGGCCCAGGGGGGCGUGGCUUCGUGACGACGAGGGUUCCGUCCGUUAGAGAGGCGGUCAGAGUAAGAGACAGGAAGAGGAAGUCUAUAACGCUAUACUUACAGGAAGGAGG
Molecule: messenger RNA, 3524 nt
Organism: Gadus chalcogrammus (walleye pollock)
Lineage: Eukaryota; Metazoa; Chordata; Actinopteri; Gadiformes; Gadidae
Product: endoribonuclease ZC3H12A-like
Exons: 5
Biological process (GO): nuclear-transcribed mRNA catabolic process, RNase MRP-dependent; 3'-UTR-mediated mRNA destabilization
Cellular component (GO): cytoplasmic ribonucleoprotein granule; nucleus
Molecular function (GO): mRNA binding; metal ion binding; RNA endonuclease activity
Source: RefSeq, a predicted model, not a curated record